Molecule: messenger RNA, 1903 nt
Organism: Dimorphilus gyrociliatus
Lineage: Eukaryota; Metazoa; Annelida; Polychaeta; Dinophilidae
Source: the annotation of a GenBank genome assembly
AAUGAAGUUGAAAUUUAAUUUUAUCCGUGAUCAACUAAAAGAUGUGGAAUUCCGUAUGAACAAAGAAUUAAUACAUAUCAUAUUUAAGGCCGUAAAAAAGGACGGAAGAUCAUUAUUUCAAAAAUUUCUUGAUAGUAAAUACUUUAAAGCCAUUGCCCUUGCUGUCACGUCUUAUAUCGCUAUAAGAAUUACUGUGAAUAUCAAUAAAAGAGUUAAACUUGCGGGUAAAAGAAAACGUAAGAGAGCUAAAUUAUCUUAUGAUAUCAACAAUCUUGAAAAACAAUUAAAUUUUCUAUUGGAUCAACAAUCUGGAUUAAAAGACCGUCUGGAAGAAAUAAGACUUUUACCACCUACGGAACUAAUAAAUGAAAUGAAAACUGGAACUAUUCAACCAACUGAAGCCCUCAUAGCAUAUCAAUUAGCUGCUAUAGAAACACAUAAAAAUUAUAAUGUAUUAACUGAUAUUUUGGAUGCUGCUGAGAAAUAUGCUCAAGAACUCACUUCUAUGCCAAUUAACGAACGAAAAGAGUCAGGUGGCAAAUUAUUUGGUCUACCAAUAAGUCUAUCUGAACACUUUACUAUUAAAGAAUAUGACUCUACACUCGGACUAGCAGAUUUGUUAGAAAAUCCAUCAGAAUCCAAUUGUUCCCUUGUAGAACUUCUUAUUAAAGAAGGCGCCGUACCAUUUGUAAAAACUAAUGUUUCGCAAUUGUUAAUGAGUAUUGUAUCAGACAAUCCCAUUUAUGGAUCAACCGAGAAUCCUAUGCGAAAAAAUUUCGUUUGCGGAGCAGAGUCUUGUUUAGUAUCAAGCAAUGCAUCACCGAUUGGUAUUGUUACUGGAUUCGGUUGCCAUUCAAAUGUAUCAGCUCAUUUCUCUGGUUUAUAUGGUUUGAAAUUUUCAUCAUCCAGAUGCCCUAUGAAAGGACUUUCCUCCUACGGACGAGGUCAAAUAUUCUCACCUUUGUCGGCUUGUAUUGUCGGGAGAGAUUUCAAUACCAUUUUAAAUUCCAGUCAAGCUAUUAUUGGUUCUGCUUCGCACUUAAACGAUUAUUCGUGUCCACCCAUUCAAUUUAAGCAUGAGGUUGUAACCAGUGAAGAAAAGCUCACUAUUGGAUAUUAUACUUACGAUGGAUUAUCUGUGGCUGACCCAGCAACUGAAAGAGCUAUACUCCAAGUGAAAAAACUCUUAGAAGACAGAGGUCAUAAAUUGGUUUCAUUUAAUCCUUAUAGAAUUGAUGAAGCGGCUAUAGAUUUGGAGUUAUUAGCAAUUUCAGGAGAUGGUGGUUCCCGUUUGCGCAAGCUACUAUCUGGAGAAAGUGUAUCCAUGUAUAAUAUGUCUGCCUAUUUCGCUGCUUUUAUGCCGCAAUUCAUUAAGAAAGCAGUAUAUCAAUUCUUUUACUGCCUAGGAAGGAAAUACGAAAGUCGAGUAAUGAAAGUUCUCCAAGGCUGCGAGGAUAUUGAAAGCUAUAUUUGUAGAAGUGAAGAAGUUAAGAUAUUCAGAGAGAAAUUUCAAAGUUAUUUUCAAUCCAAAAAUCUGGAUUGUUGCAUAUGUCCUACGUUUGCCUCUCCUGCACUCCCUCGCAAAUAUAUUAGAGAUAUGUCAUAUGUCAACAGUUUCUCAGCUCUCUAUAGUGUAUUAGAUUGGCCAGCAGGCGUGGUACCAGUUACUAAAGUUAAUGAAAAAGACAUUGCCGAAUUGAGCGAUAAUCCCCCGUCACCAACUUUUCAUAUAGCAUCGAAAAAACGAUUACGAAAGGCAUUAAAAGAAACGAAUGAAUUGCCGAUAUGCAUUCAAUGUGUAGCUCCAAAGUACGAAGACGAAGUUGUAUUACGAUUGAUGAAAGAGAUUGAUGCAGGUUUAAAACUUGGCGCAUAUACCAAUGAGCAGAGAAUAGAUAGUUAA